GGUGUGUGGUCUAAACAUAACGGGAUAAAGCCCAAAGAAUGAGUGUUGACGAAACGGGCUAUGGUCCAUCAAAACCAUUUAUGUAUGUAUAUAUAUUCGCGCAGCAAUAGCCUCGUAAACCCUAACCAUUCUGCUCCACCGCUGCUGCUUUUCGGCCAUCUCUCUAUUUCGGCGGACAGGCGAGCUGCACGGUUUCCGGAAAUAUGGCGGCGACGGCGAAAACUGUUAAGGAUGUUUCUCCUCAUGAGUUCGUCAAAGCUUACGCCGCUCACCUCAAGCGGUCCGGCAAGAUGGAGCUUCCUGAGUGGACUGACAUUGUGAAAACUGGUGUCCUCAAAGAACUUGCUCCUUAUGAUCCCGACUGGUACUACAUUAGGGCCGCUUCCAUGGCUAGGAAGAUAUACCUCAGGGGAGGUAUUGGUGUUGGCUCCUUCAGGAGAAUUUAUGGAGGGAGCAAGAGGAACGGAAGUCGCCCGCCCCACUUUGGCAAGAGCAGCGGCUCUGUUGCUCGUCACAUCCUUCAACAGUUGCAGAACAUGAACAUUGUCGAGAUGGAACCAAGGGGUGGAAGAAGAAUCACAUCCAAUGGCCGGAGGGAUCUCGACCAAGUUUCUGGGAGAAUUGUUGUUGUGGCGCCUUGAUUUGCGCUCGCCCCAUCUUUUACCUUGUUGGCUUUGUUCUUUGAGUAAAAUCCUGAAAUGAUUUUGGGUUGAAAUAGAAAUCUUUGCAUGUUUGAUCAAA
Salvia miltiorrhiza (redroot sage) is the source of this 741-nucleotide messenger RNA. Its product is annotated as 40S ribosomal protein S19-3-like. The transcript has 4 exons. Gene Ontology annotation, biological process: ribosomal small subunit assembly; translation. Gene Ontology annotation, molecular function: RNA binding; structural constituent of ribosome. Gene Ontology annotation, cellular component: ribosome; cytosolic small ribosomal subunit. Lineage: Eukaryota; Viridiplantae; Streptophyta; Magnoliopsida; Lamiales; Lamiaceae. The coding region runs from base 204 to 641 and encodes 145 amino acids. The record is from RefSeq and is a predicted model, not a curated record.